Molecule: messenger RNA, 5172 nt
Organism: Bemisia tabaci
Lineage: Eukaryota; Metazoa; Arthropoda; Insecta; Hemiptera; Aleyrodidae
Source: RefSeq, a predicted model, not a curated record
AGUUAUCAGUCUCGGUGUUUCAUUUGAAUAUAAUUCUCGUACUGACGACUGUUUGUUUCUGGUUCCAAAUGGCAACCAUCGCUGACUUGAAAAAACAAGAAAAAGAGAGAAAGAGGAAAGAAAAGCAGAAGAAAGAUAAACAGAAGAAAGUGAAAAUAUUACUCUCAAAACCUGCUGAAAAUAGGGAAGUAUUGGACUCGGGAAAUUCCAAAGAGCUUGAAAAUCUUCUUGAAAGUCUGCUGAGGCCUGCAAAAUUGGAGACUUUCAAAUAUUCCUGGUCUGAACUGAAGAAAAUACCAAAAGAUAAAAGACGGGAGAGCAGAAAAAGAUUGAUGAUUGGUCUUGAUAAAGAAGAGUAUAUGAAGGCGAAAAGGAUACGAGACAACUUUGUAUUUGGUACUAACAGCAUUAUUAGAAGUUUAGAAAGAGGGAAAAUUCUAUGUGGAAUAGUGUCUCCAGAUUUUGAUCCUGCAAUGGUUACGGAUCACAUUAUUUCAGUCUCAAAACAAAAAGGAAUUCCAGUGGUUCUUCUCCCUGAGCUAAAUUCUAUUUGUAAACGUUGUCUAGGGUUCCCCGCUAAAGCCCUAGGAUUAAAGAGAACCGAUUCAAUAAUAAGCGACGAUGGUUACAAAAAUUUAAAAAAUCAAAUUCUGGCUUUAAGUGAUCUCCCUGAUGAAGACUUGAAGCGAAUUAAUUCUUCCAAGUCACCUCCUUCUCACUCCAAAUCAAAGUUGCGACAUCCAAAACCCAUCACACCCACUCCAAGAGACCUAAUUCUAAAAAGGCCAAACAAAAGCAGUAGAUGUUUUGUGCCAGGAGGCUCCUUAGUAGAAGUCAGCAUGGGUAAUUCAGAUUUCAUUUCAUUUGGAACUUCCACAGCAAGUAAAGUCCUCUUACCGACAUCUAAGACUACUUGCUCAGAAACAGAUGAUGAUAGCGAUUCUGAUUCUGAUUCUUAUGUUGAAGCACCACCCACAAAACUGAAACCAUACAGACCCAUGUUCCAGACUUUGAAACUUAAAAAAAUAAAAUCCAAAAGUUAAUUAAUGUACACUUCUGAAUGAAACCUAAAUGAAUAUGCUCUGCUGUGAUCGAACCCUUGCAGGAUUGCAAAUAUGUACCUGAUGGUCUUCAAAAGAGACUUGGUUACUUUAUAUGCUUGAAUUAGAAUCUCGAAAGUUCAGGCAAUUUUUCUAAUAAUCUCAAGCCAUAAUUUCCUAAGGUCAUUUACAGGAUUUAAAUUACUUAAAUAAAGUUUGUCACAGUUUGUAUUUAUGUCUUAGCGGUAAUGCAGAUUUGACCUUAAAAUAAUGAAAACUCAUUGAUUUAAAAAAAUAAAUGAAAUAAUUUAUUGAAAUUUACAGUCAACAACAGGAUAAUGAAUAUAAAAAAUUCAAACCUCCUUACAAUAAUUUUUUCCUCAAUCACAAUAAAGCACACUUAGACCUAAAAAUAGUUAUGUCUUUGGUCCCAGCAUAGUCAUUAAAAUUAAAUGUAUGAAACUGUAAUGAGUUUCAUAAACUUCGAUCAGUACAUUAGGUACUUUUGACUCCAUAGUAUCCCUGUAACUGAACUGAAACUAGAUGCGAUUGUCAUUAUUCAGUAGAGGAAAGAAUCUAACUGAAGUACACUUUUCACGACUUCAUUCAUUCUUGUGGGUAAAAAAAAAAAAAAAAAAAAAAAAAAAAAAAAAAAAAAAAAAAAAAACAGGGGGAAAAAACCCAUAGAAAAAAAAACAGAAAUUGAACAAAUGAAUAAAGGUUAUGAUAUCACUUAGAUUACAGCGAUUAUUUGGUGUCUGUGUAAUUUGCAUGGAAAGUCAACACAAAAAAGCAGAAGAGCUGCUUCCUAUGGGAAGAUCCAACUUUUUUGAUCCUUCAAAUAAAUACUGAACGGGAAAGGAAUUGGCAUUAUCAGAAUUGUAUCAUCAGAAAGGAUUAAUCUGAUAUUUCUCUUCAUCUGUCAAAACUGUGUUUUUGGUCUCGUCUUUCAUCUGUACAUUUUUCUCAAAUUAUUUCAGUGAUCAAGCAUGAUUUACAAAUUCUAAUCCACUGAUUAAGAUUUUCCUUCUUUUUUUUUCACAACAAUUAGGAGCAAUUAUAUUUCAAUGAUCGAGCAUGAUGUACAAAUCCACUGAUUGAUAUUUCACUUCUUUUUUUAAUACAAGGCAGAACAAGUUUGAAACUGUUAUUUCUUUUGAAAUGUCUAUGCCAAGACUAGAAGUGAGUAACGAUGAAAAUGACAAGUAAGUUACUUCUGAAGUAACAUAUUAAAUGAGGGAUACAACGGAGACAAAGAAUUUGAUUAGCUAAGUAAGAGAAACAUUAUCAAUACUAGUAUUAUCAGCGUAAGAGAAAUGUAGUUGCUCUAAAACAGAAGGAGCAAGUUUCCUUUACCAGACAUUUCUAUCGCACUAGUCUCAUUCUAUUCAGAAAUAUAUAUAUAAGUCACAGUUUAAUUUAAAGCUGAGAUAAUUUUAAUCUGGUGGCAAAUCAUACAUUAUCCACUUUCUCAUCAAAGUUUCAUGGUAAGAUGAUUUUUUUUUUAAAAAAAAGUCUAUCGACGUGUAAGAAAUUACUUAACACUUGUGUAAUUCUUAGAGUUCAAUUUCUGUCUUUCCCUUAUUAUUUCAAAUAAUAAGACAGAACUCACAGAAUUAGAAGGCUUGGCUUAAACAAACCCUAUAUGUAAUUGUACGAAGACGUUUUUACAACAUGAAAUAUUAGGGCUUUAGUUUACAAAUUUGAUUGUCUUGAAUCAUGUUUUUUCCUUCAUUUUUUCAAGUAAAGUACUGGAAGUAAUUAAAAAAGGAACUAAAAGUUCUUGCUUUUAACUAAUUUAUGAUUUGUACCUGUUUAUAGGGUCUUGCCUCAAGAGGGGCGUCAAUUUUUUGAUAAUCAGGUAAAACAUUAUGAUUUCUGGAGUUAAUAACUUUUUUAAUCCCAAAAUGUUGUAAACUAUAUUUUUCAUACCUAAUUAAUGUUAGUAUUUCUUUUGAAGAUUUUCACUCUAAAGAAUCACUCGGUGACAGUUGAUAGAUGAUUAGCUACUUUGUAAAAAGACUCAAGUGGUCACGUGAAAACAAUAUUCAAGACUUACAAAAUGUAUAAGAUACAUGUCCAGCACAAGGGUCGAGCAAAACAUCCAUCAGCUCACAGAGCUGGAAUGUAAAAUAGGUUGAAAAUAUACAUCAUAUCAGAUGACAAUAGCACAGAAAAAGUACAUAGGGAAGAUAAAUAGUAAAUUUUAAAGGUUCUGACAAUGUCAGUUGUAUGGUAAGUUUUAUUGGAAGAAAUUUUCCCGCUUUGACUGGGUUUCACAGUUCAAAUAAAAUGAGUAAAAAAAAACCUCCAUUACUUUUUAUACUGCGAUUAAAUCAUGACGUAACUGGACACCAUAGGAGGCCAAAGAUUGCUGUUUGUGGUUAUAUCAUGAUGAAAUUAAUAUUUAAGUAUCUGAAUAAGGCUUGGUACAGUCCCUAAAGUCUGUUGCUCUUUGAUGUAAUUAUUUCCGCAUUUUUAGUGUGGUCCAACUGGUAUGCAAUGUAACGCAAAGAUUAAAUAAAAAAUCUUAGCGGGUUUUAAUUAUUUAGCCAAAGAGAGGACAAUAGCCCCUGCAUAUGAAAUUAAAGAAUCAGUCUAAGUCAUAUAAAAUACAGAGAGCUGAAAGCAGGAUUCUCCUUAGAAAAAAAUGUUUGUAUUUCAUCGAUAACUGUAACAAAAGUGUUGAUUCUUAUGGCUCCUCCGCAAGGACUAGUGUCCUUUUAUGACUUAAGAGUUAAAAUCUGCCAAGAUUAUUGAGUUAAUCGGUGCGAUACAUAGCACAUCAGUGUAGCCUUGCCAAGAGCCCGCAACGAAUCACUUCGACUCAAGUUUUUGGGCAUGAAAUGACCGAGUAAAUUGUUAAAAAGAAUCAGUCAAGAUCCUCUCACAUUUUAAAUACACAGACAGCUACAUCUGGUAUAUGAGCGGGUAAAAUUUGUUUGAAUUAGUUACUAGAGAGGUUUGAAUACGAACAUACUUAAAAUGAUAUGUACAUAUGCGAACGAUAAACGACAAAAAUAAAUAUAUGGAAACCUAUAUAAUAGGUACUCUUUACGCAAAAAAAAUUGCAAUUUUGUAUAAUUCAACAUGCUUAUUAACAAUUAAAAUGUCAAUAAUUUCAAACAAUAUCACAAUGAUCAAAUAUUUAUCAAUAUUGUGAGCAUUUCAAUCGCUCAAAUUACUAAUAUCGAUUUGGUGCUUUGAAAUAAAAAAAAAAACCACCACUCACUUUUGAUUUUUGAACUUGAUGAGAGAAUAAAAUUGCUGAGUAUGAGAUUUCAUUUUUUGUCAUUGAAAUUGAUUAUCUGUUAAAAAAUGCUUCAAUAGUGAAGCUUUAGCAGGUUGCACUAUUAUCCUGCACUUCAAAUGAAGCAAAUGGAAAUCUAACAAAAAUAAAUGAACAACAAAACUCAUACAUGUACACUCACUAAACGAAAUUAAUUUCCACGAAAAAUAAGGAAUGGAGUUUUUUCUUUUCAUUCAAAGCCCAAAAUCUUUUUUGCUUUUACUUCUCCAUUAUGAUUUGAUACAAACCAAUCUAAAGAGUUAUCAUUUCUCUGUUGUAUACUCUGACAAAAGAAAUGAUGAAUUUAUAUGCUGAAAAAGUUCUCUCUCAUGGUUGUCACACCUAAGUUUAAUAUCAACCGAUGAACAUUUUUCUUACUCCAUGUUUGCGAUGAGUGGCUCACAGCAAAACGCAGUCUAAAGGAGAUUUUACAGCAGUUACAACAAACAGCAACUUGGCUAUUUUAUGUAGCAGUUGCUGUUGUAGAAUUUUUUAGGAGAAUACAGGGUGAUUGGGAUUUUCAUUUGAAACUAAAAUAUUAUAUAGUUUGAUGCAAGUUUCGAAACUUCUAAAUAAGAUUGACAGUGGAAUUUGAAAAAAUGAAUCUCCAGCAAAUUCUAUGAAAUACAUCUGAAUUAUUUAAGUAUGAAGUAAAGAGUCGCUUUUGUAGCUCACUAGGGUGCUCCGUGACACCUGACCGCCUUUUUUCUCUAGUCCAAAGAAAUCGAUACUAAAAACUGGUCAAGAAAAAAGACAAAAUAAUUUUAAGAGUACUCUCAUCAUCAUGCCAUAUUUUGUGAAAUUUAACUGUUCCACACAAAAAUAAAUAAAUAACAUUCAUCU